Messenger RNA from Trifolium pratense (red clover), 1475 nucleotides. Its product is annotated as ras-related protein RABA4d. The record is from RefSeq and is a predicted model, not a curated record. Lineage: Eukaryota; Viridiplantae; Streptophyta; Magnoliopsida; Fabales; Fabaceae. The coding region runs from base 386 to 1051 and encodes 221 amino acids. Gene Ontology annotation, molecular function: GTPase activity; GTP binding. Gene Ontology annotation, cellular component: endosome. The transcript is spliced from 2 exons.
AACCAAAGAAGACUUUUUCUGUUAAAAUAAAAAAUUCAAAGAAAGACUUUUCUUUUUUGAAAGAAACACAAACAAACCCAGUUACAUAUCUCCGUGAUCAGGAAAGAAGAAGAAACCUAUAUUGUUAGAUUAAAUCCAAAUUAUCAUAUUUUCUGAAUACCAAAAACAAAAAAAAAAAAAUCCAAAUUAUCAUAUUUUCUUUCUGCAACCAAAAAAAAUCAAAGAACCUUCUGCAACAAGAAAAGCGACGUAACGAACGUCGUCGUUUUAAUCCCAAAACCCAAACCUCAAAACUAUGGGUUCUAUCCCUCCAUGACCACAAUCUUUAUCGUAGAAAUUAUCAUCAGAAAUCGAUUAAUUUGAGUUACGUGUUGUUUAAAAUAGGAUGUCGAAUUUAUACGGUGAUUACAAUCAAAAGAUCGAUUACGUUUUCAAAGUUGUUUUGAUUGGUGAUUCUGCGGUAGGAAAAACUCAGCUUCUUGCUCGUUUUUCAAGAAAUCAAUUCAACGUUGAUUCUAAAGCUACAAUCGGUGUUGAAUUUCAGACCAAAACGCUUAUCAUUGAUAAUAAAACUGUUAAGGCUCAAAUUUGGGAUACUGCUGGUCAAGAAAGGUACAGAGCAGUAACAAGUGCUUAUUAUCGCGGAGCUGUUGGAGCAAUGUUAGUUUAUGACAUGACUAAGCGUCAAUCAUUCGAUCACAUGUCAAGGUGGUUAGAGGAACUGAGGGGUCAUGCAGACACAAAUAUUGUCAUAAUGCUAAUCGGCAACAAGUGUGAUCUAGGAACUCUCAAGGCAGUACCAACUGAAGAUGCACAGGAGUUUGCACAAAGAGAGAACCUAUUCUUUAUGGAGACAUCAGCACUUGAGUCGACUAAUGUGGAAACUGCCUUUCUGACUAUUUUAACUGAAAUUUACCGACUUAUCAGCAAGAAAACACUUACUGCCAAUGAUGAGGCCGAUCCUGGUGGUAGUUCAGGGCUUCUGAAGGGAACCAGGAUAAUUGUUCCUAAUCAAGAUAUGAAUGAUAAGAAGGGUGGUUGCUGUGGAUAAUCUUAGCUUUUUCUUGUUCUGGUCUUCUUGGGAAGCUUAUUGCUCACUCUGGCUCUGCCUACAUGUGAGUGGGUGUUUUUAGAGAGGGUAGUUCAAUCUCAUCAGCAAAAUGUAGGAUUUAUUUGUUUAAUACUGUACGCUUCUUCUGCUUGCGAAACCUUGCGAAACAUACAGUCUUUUUUUGCAUUUUUCUUUUCUGCCCUUUCUGGUUGUAGGAUUUAAACUUGUUUAUACAACAAAUUCAUGGCUGUGAAGGCAUGGUUCAGUUCAGAAGGAGGAAUGGAAACAGUACACAACUUGUUGGAUACAUUUUAUAUUUGGCAACUAGUUUAGGAAAAAGCUGAUGUAAUAUGUGCAGGUGUAUGAAGUGCAUUAGUGAGGGGUAUUACAUUCCAUUUAAAUUUGAAUUGAAGUUUCUAAAAUA